AUGAAUUCAGCUGCUCUACUGCCAGAGCUGCCUAUCAAGGAAUAUCUGAAUCUACCGUCUGCUUCUCGCAUUCGCACAGGUUCUCGCUUCACAGCAACCAUUCCCCUACACGACCACCAGUCGUUCGUCACGGAUACUCCACAGAAAUGGCUUUCUCAACCCCAAUCACCGCGGCUUCCCACGCCAGCAACCAAUACCAUCAGCUUCUCAGACCAGGACUCGGACUUUGUGCUCUUCCCAUCCACCCCAACCGCCCACACCCCUUCGACGACUCGCAGGAACACCGACUUCGUUCCGGCGACGCCUCGUACGGUCCCUAAUCAGCACCUUGGCCAGACCUACAACGGUCAGCAACAAUAUCAACCUCGACGUAACUCUACUCAGCAAUUUUCACCUUCUGUAUCUCCUGUUCAGAAUCUACGAGUGAGCGGCAUCAUCCAAGGCACUAGGUCUCUAUCUUCGUCUCCGUCUAUGCAGCAAUUCAAUAGUCCUACCGGUCAACAACUGCGCUUUUACGCAAACUCGGCUCCUUCUUCGACGACUGGCUUGCACCAACAGUCUCCUCGAACGCGGCCUCCAGUUCCCCUUUUCUCGAAUAGCACUGGGAACAUUCAUCAGCAAAAUCUGUCUACUAUGGCUCUCUCCCACAACUUUGAAGGUACCUCUUCUCCGGAGGCCUCUUCCAGUUCAGAGCCAGAGCUAAUCAUUGACCUUUCAGACGUCCCCUCUGACAACAUGUUUGACUUCACCAACGCCGAUUUCACUGCGGCGCCGGAUUCGGACAAUAUUCUCUUCGAUGGCUCCCUAGACUUCGGGACACACUUCGAACCAAUCAACGAUCCGGCGCCGGCGCAGACGUCAAACCUACAGACCGUGUCACCCAAAGAUCUCAUGGUCGACUCUAUGUCUGCGCCUCCUUCAGGUGCUUUUACCGAUCUAACAACCCCUGGCACCUCCGCCUACGACUCUCCAUACAUGGCCAACAGCACCGAGACCUCGCCACUUUACGCAGAGGAGUCGUUCGCUGACGACCCUGAAAAGUGGCCAUCCCUCUUCGAUCCAAUCGAAGAAGAGACAAACACCGGUCCUGUCUCUCAUUUCGCGGGUGCCAGCCCUUCGCCGACCUACACCGCUCCGAAGAUGUCUCGCAACGACUCGUCACCCGGUCAGUCAUCGUCCCGAUCCUCUCAUCAAGGCCGCCACUCUUUCACCUCUGGCGUCGCUCCAAAGCGAAGGGACAAGCCCCUGCCGGCCAUCACCAUCGAGGAUCCCAACGACACAGUGGCAAUGAAGCGAGCACGAAAUACCAUGGCGGCACGGAAGUCUCGGGAGAAGAGGGUGGAGCGGACAGAGCAAUUAGUCGGCCAGGUCACACAGUUGGAAGCAGAUGUCGACUACUGGAAGAAAAUCGCCAUCGGCAUGGGACAUGUCGAGUGA
Molecule: messenger RNA, 1437 nt
Organism: Letharia lupina
Lineage: Eukaryota; Fungi; Ascomycota; Lecanoromycetes; Lecanorales; Parmeliaceae
Exons: 2
Coding region: 1-1437 (478 amino acids)
Biological process (GO): regulation of DNA-templated transcription
Molecular function (GO): DNA-binding transcription factor activity
Source: RefSeq, a predicted model, not a curated record